CGUGUGAAAACGACUUCCAAACGGGCUUAUAAACACACACACCGUAACCCGGUGUGGCCUCUGUGACACAGCUAUAGCAGCAUAGUAAUGGAGGCUACCGCUGCCAAGCCCCCUCUCCACACGCUCACCUUCUCACGUGCAACGGUCGCGAACCGUGUGUUCGCGGCCGUCUACAUGUGCGCCGUCCUCGCUUUUCUCUAUCAGCAUGCGCUCAGGGCCCUCAACUCCACCACCUUCCUCUCCUUCUCUCUCUCCCUCACCUUCCUAUUCGCCGACCUCCUACUCGGCUUCAUGUGGGCCACCGGCCAGUGCUUCCGCAUGCGGCUGGUCCACCGCCACGUCUUCCCGGAAAACCUCCUGAAAGUGACGAGGGAGGGGGAUUUUCCGGCGAUGGACGUGUUCAUAUGCACGGCGGAUCCAGACAAGGAGCCACCGAUGAGCGUGGUGAACACGGCGCUGUCGGUGAUGGCGUACGAUUAUCCGGCGGAGAAGCUGUCGGUUUAUGUGUCCGACGACGGCGGGUCGGCUUUGACUCUGUUUGCUUUCGUGGAGGCUGCUAAGUUUGGGAGCCACUGGUUGCCCUUUUGUAGGAGGAACAAAGUAGUGGAGAGAUGUCCCGAGGCUUAUUUCAGAUCGAAUUACCCUCGGUCCAAUGAAACAAAGCAAAUAAAGGUGAUGUACGAAAGUAUGAAGGAACGGGUGGAGAACGUGGUCGAUUCAGGAAAGGUUACCGAUGACUACAUCACUAACGAACAAGAACGCCAAGCUUUUAACAAAUGGACUGCUCAAGGCUUUACUCGUCAAGAGCAUCCCACCGUUGUUCAGGUUUUGUUGGAGAUAGGCAAAGACAAAGACAUCACGGGCCAAUCAAUGCCAAAUCUUAUCUAUGUUUCUAGACAGAAAAGCAGAACCUCACCACAUCACUUUAAGGCUGGUGCUCUAAAUGCCUUGCUUCGAGUAUCGGCUGUCUUGACUAAUGCACCUAUAAUCCUGACUUUGGACUGCGACAUGUACUCAAACGAUCCCCAAACACCUUAUUCCAUGCUAUGUUACCUCUUUGACACCACAAUUACCCCUGAAUUAGGGUACGUUCAGUUUCCACAACGCUUUCGUGGACUCAACAAAAACGACAUCUAUGCCUGCGAGUUUAGGCGCGAGUUCCUCAUUAAUUCGGCGGGACUGAAUGGGCUGGCAGGUCCCAAUCAUGUCGGGACUGGAUGUUUUUUCUCUCGCCGAGUUUUCUUCGGAGGUCCCUCGUCUUUCGUGUCUCCCGAAAUACCCGAAUUGAGACCCGACCAUGUCGUAAAAGGGCCCAUUCAGGCCCAAUCAACCUUGGCUAUGGCACACCAGGUGGCGGAUUGCAAGUACGAGGACCAAACUAAUUGGGGUUCCAAGUUGGGCUUCAGAUAUGGGUCUUUGGUUGAGGACUUUUAUACGGGCUACCGGCUGCAAUGCGAGGGAUGGAAGUCCGUGUUUUGCCACCCAAAUAGGCCUGCAUUUUUAGGGGACACGCCGAUCACCCUCAAUGAUGCCCUAAAUCAAACAAAGCGAUGGUCCGUGGGUCUUCUUGAGGUGGGCUUCUCCAAAUACAGUCCAGUAACUUUUGGCGUCCGGGCUAUGGGCCCAAUAAUGGGUCAUUACUAUGCACACUAUGCUUUUUGGCCCAUUUGGUCCAUUCCACUCACCAUUUAUGCCUUCCUCCCUCAGCUGGCUCUUGUGAAUGGAAUCUCCAUUUUCCCCAAGGUAUCGGAUACCUGGUUUUUCUUAUAUGUAUUUCUAUUUCUCGGGACCUACGUACGAGAUUGCCUCGACUUCAUUUUAUCCGGAGGGACAUUUCAAAGGUGGUGGAAUGACCAAAGGAUGUGGAUGUUAAGGGGAGUGACAUGUUUCCUUUUCGGAUCCAUUGAAUUCUUAACCAAGUGCUUAGGCAUUGCCGCACACGGGUUCAACCUCACGAGCAAAGUACUAGACAGCGAACAGAGCAAGAGGUACGAUCAGGGGACCUUUGAGUUCGGAGUCGAAUCCCCCAUGUUUGUGCCACUGUCAACGGUGGCAAUAAUCAAUCUAAUCGCGUUUUUCGGAGGGUUGGUUGGAGUUUUCAGGGGAGGAGAUUUCGACGGGUUGUUUGUCCAGAUUUUUAUAGCUGGUUUUGUGGUGGUCAAUUGCUGGCCAAUUUAUGAAGCCAUGGUUUUGAGGACAGAUAAAGGGAGAAUGCCUACUAAGACUACUCUCAUUUCCACAUUUCUUGCUUGGGCACUAUACUCAGCAGCUUCUCACAUACCACAGAUAUGAAGGGGGGGAGGGGGGCAGGUGGUUUCAUUUCAAUGAAAAACUGAAAAACAAAGGAACAAUUUUUUUUAUGCAUGUUAUUCCUAUUAUUUUCAAUAAAUUAUUUCUCUUGUAGGGUAAA
Rhododendron vialii is the source of this 2410-nucleotide messenger RNA. Its product is annotated as cellulose synthase-like protein G3. Bases 88 to 2292 code for a protein of 734 amino acids. The record is from RefSeq and is a predicted model, not a curated record. Gene Ontology annotation, molecular function: cellulose synthase (UDP-forming) activity; mannan synthase activity. Lineage: Eukaryota; Viridiplantae; Streptophyta; Magnoliopsida; Ericales; Ericaceae. Gene Ontology annotation, biological process: cellulose biosynthetic process; plant-type primary cell wall biogenesis. The transcript has 6 exons. Gene Ontology annotation, cellular component: plasma membrane; trans-Golgi network.